AUGGUUAACAUUUUUAAUAUCGUCUCCCUGCUCUUCCUCCACCUCCAUUUCCUCCCCCAUCUCCUCCCCCAUCUCCUCCUCCUUCUACUCUUUCUUAUUAUAUUUUAUUUCUUCUUUUUCUUCUAUUUUCAUUUUUAUUUUUCUUCCAUCUUUAUUUUUUUCAUCUAUUAUAUUUUUAUUUCUUCUACAUCAAUUUUUAUUUUUAUUUCUUUUUCUAUAUUUAUUUCUUCUUCUUCUGUCAUUAUAUGUCUUCUUUCUUUUCUAUUUUUUCUUUUCCUUAAGUUUUUAUUAUUUCUUCUAUAUUUAUUUCUUCUAAUUUUAUUUCAUCUUCCAAUUUUAUUUCUUCUUCUAAUUUUAUUUCUUCUUUUACUUCUUCCAUUUUUAUUUCUUCUUCUAAUUUUAUUUCUUCUUUUUUCUUCUUCCAUUUUUAUUUCUUCUUCUAAUUUUAUUUCUUCUUUUAUUUUUAUUUCUUCUUCUAAUUUUAUUUCUUCUUUUUCUUCUUCCAUUUUUAUUUCUUCUUCUAAUUUUAUUUCUUCUUUUUCUUCUUCCAUUUUUAUUUCUUCUUCUAAUUUUAUUCCUUCUUUUUUCUUCUAA
Messenger RNA from Acanthosepion pharaonis, 594 nucleotides. The record is from the annotation of a GenBank genome assembly. NCBI's taxonomy places the organism in Eukaryota, Metazoa, Mollusca, Cephalopoda, Sepiida, Sepiidae.